GUAAAAAUUAAACCAAGAUAAUUGUUAAGCUACAUCAGUAGAAAUUGUACUAAUGCUGAAAACAAAAGGAGAAAUGUUUUUUCGAUAAAAUCGUACUGUAUUCUUAUCAUUCGUUAAAUUGCUCCAAAGUACACGAAUCAAGGCGCUUAGAUGAAUCAGACAUUCGUCUCUAAGAGACGUCGAGAAAAAAAUUUCACCGUGGAGCUUUAUCUCUUUAGAUAAUAGCGGAUGUAAUGACGAGGGAAGAAAGCGUCUUAUCCGGCAAAAGUGCAAUAUCGUGGGGCGUGCCAGUUUAGUUUAUCAACGCGGUAUCAUUAGUACGAGAUUUCCGGACGUCUAACGAGAGAGUAGCCGGUGUUCGCGACGGCCGAGAGCGCAUCGGGAGAAAUGAUCUCUCGCUCUUCCUCUCGCACUUCUCUUUCUCUCUCCGCCGAUCUUCAUCCCUCUCCUCCUGUCCGUUCCGCGGCGCGGAGGCGCCGACUCACUAGCUAGAGGAACUCGGGCCUCUUCUGCGGAACAUCCCCGGCAGUUUCACGUCGACGGCCAUCCGGUUCGACUCGCGGCCAAGGUCGGCGGUUGCAAGGAGGAGGAUUCUCGUCGAGAAGCCAGUGAGAGGAGAUGGAUUGGCGAGCGAUCAUGAAUGAGACACGUCAUGGCGCGGCACGCUCUCGCGAAUGACCCCGGUUCGCCGAACUCUCGUGAGAUCUCUCCGAGUACCUGAUAUAAUAAUAUGAUAGUGCGAAUUGAUUGGACGAUUGACACUUGUGCCAGGGUGGCGACGUCGAAAUCGGAUGGUUGAAGUUCAUUUCAAGGAGUACAAGAGAAAGAGUGACAAGGAUCAAACAGAACGAAUGACGUCAGCGGACAACACAAUAGAUAAACAAUUUGCAGACUCGCGCGCAUCGAACGGAUUGCGUAACAUCCAGCACGAAGCAUGUCGACCUUAGGAAUAUCCUGUUACGAGGAUGGAUUUCGAUUGGGUGGACCACCAUCGGAAUGCUCCCUCAGGAGCAAGGCGCAGAUCGAUGCACUGUUCGAAGACUCCAGGUCGAUCUGCAGCUCGACGUUGGGCGGGUGGUAUGCCGGAUUGUCGGUCGUGAUCCCGAGUAAUCCCAACGACGCCAACGCCGAGGAGCAGAAGAGGGUGAACAGCGCCGUCCAGGCGCGCAUCGAAGCGAUGUUCGCCUCGGUAGAGGCCGAAAGUGGAACGCCCGGUGAAUGUGCCACCGCAAUUCUGCCGGUAAAAUACAUGGGAGCUGCUCCAGUCGGUGGACGUGUGGCGAGCGUGCGAGGUCUUCAGGAACCUCUUCGUCAACUAUUGGAACGCAUGGAGGGAUGCAUAAGAGCCGAGCUGGAGGUCUCCAGGCGUGGACUGACGUUCCGCACGAGUGACGUUUGUGAGAAGAAUAAUCCUUUUCGCAGAAUAGCGGUAUGGAGCGCCCUGCGGCUCCGAUGCAAGAGAAUACCAUCCGGUGACGUGCAUCAUGCCUUUUUACCUUUAGUUGGCGAUCAAGACCAGGGACAAACGAUGGAAGACAAGCACGCCGAUCUUUAUAGGUGGGCAAUCCUCAUUUACAACGCUCGAGAUAACGAUACGAGCGGAAUUUACGAGAGGCAGUCAAACAAAUACGAGAAGCUGUACAAGCGAAGUAAUUCGAGGAGAGACUUGGCGGAUGUGAAAGAUGACAUUUACGAAAGAAACUACGGAUCGUAUGAUUUAAAUCGAGCGAGUACCGAUUGCGAUCGACAAUUGUACUCCUCCGGAACUGACAGCGUCUUGUAUGAUAAAGUCGAUAAGAUCGGAAGGAACGAGAUGAGUUCCGUUUGCGAGCAAGCCGAGAAAAAGGACAAUAUUUACAGUUCGCGUAUUGAAGAUGCUGACAAGAUCCAUAGUCUCGGGCAAGAAGAUAUUUACACGGGCAAGAAUAGAAAUAAUCAGAAAAAGAAUGGUCAGGAGGACAUUUUCUUCGCGAAGAACUUGAAGAAUAAUGGGCACUAUCAGGAACAUUCGGACGGUGCAAGCCAACAGAGACGUUCGAGAGAUCCGGAAAGGUCUUACUCCGGCAAAAAAGUCAAUCGAGUUAUCACCAUGGAUAAACCUUUGAGAAAAGAGCAAUCGGAUCCUGAUUAUUUGAUGAGUAUACAUGAGAACAAUCGCCCUCGAGUGAGAAGAAGAAGCAGAGCAGGCAGCGAACCACCCGUCAGUCAUUCGGAGAACGCGAAGAGGAUCCUACAGGAGAACACGCUAAAAAGAUCGCAAAGUGACAUAGACGUGGACAGAGGAGAUCUGAUGACAAGGGUUGAACUGCCUAGAAGAGGUAGUUUCCUGACUUCCGGAAGCACUCGGAGAACCAAUAACGUCAAAGGAGGCACUCCGCUCGGAUUCACGGAGUUAUUUGAUGAAUUUAGGAAUCAGGAGGGUUUGACCAGCGUGGAUGACAUUUUGGCAGCUAUUAUAGAUCCAGAAGGUAUGUCGUUUAACGAUCUGAAGCCGCUCUACAAGGAAUUUUUACUGAAACUGGCCGCGACCUUAACGCAAGACGAACUGUAUCAGAGAUCUGCGAGUAUCAUGAGAAGACGACGGAGACCACAAAGACGAAGGUCAAGUCGUCGAUCUUGUUUACUGGGCAGAGCCAUCAAGAGAUCAGUCUCGAGAUUGAAAGGUGGCCCCACGGAAUUUACUUCCGUAAUAUUCCCGGCGAGGAGACUGAACGACAGCUUUGGCAGUAGUUCGUCAUGCGACGUCAGAAAUAAUCAUCGGAAUCGGGUACUGGCGAGUAGAGUCGGUAGGAGAAAGUCUUCCUGGAGGACUAGCAAAAACGGAAUAUGCCACACAACAUCGGAAGACAGCGAUACAUGUAGACGAUUGAGUCGCAGCAUGGGUGCUACCGCAAACCGAAGUAGCAGCGGAUAUGUGAGUUGCAGCGAAUGCAGCUAUGAUUCUGAAUCGUGUACAUGCGUGUCGGCCGACAAGUGUUACUGUUCCUUGUCCAGACGGAUACCGGCUAUAUCAGGAAACACAGUUGUUUGCGCUUGCGACACUGACAGCUGUUCCGAGAGCAAUAAGUGUUAUUGUGCGAGGAAGCCGAUACAACCGACCAUACUCGAGCAACUCAGACAGAAGGGAAUCGUGCCGUCGGAGAGCACGCUCAGCAGAGGAGACAGUCCCGACAGGAUUCGCGGUUCAAGACUGACCGGUAGUCAUAGUUCGCGCAACACUGAUUUCCUCAAGAAUCGAUCGUCACCGGUAUGCGGUAGUUCGGAUAACUUGGCUUUAGAUUACGAUCUCUUCAGCCCAGGAAGGAGAUCUCAGCAGUCGUCCGGUAGCGAAAAGGUCCUCGUAGUCAGCGCUAGAGAUACCCAGGGUCGUUUGGUUUACGUCGGCGGCGCGGAACGAGACAAGAAGUAUUCCUCCCGCGGCAGCGGGAGAUCUGGAGCGCAUCACGAAGCACUCUCCAUCAAAAAAAGCGCAGAGAUAGCCGCGGUUUUCGGUGCGAGCGAGAGCAACCGAAUCUCGAGAAGAGCCAGUAACGCGUCGAGUACAAGAAGUUCAGUCAGUCUCGAAGCUGGCCUGGGCUACUUGCCUUGAUGGAAAUAUCCAAAUUAUCUCCAACGAUGUUCUCGCAUAUUAUUUAAUAUUUAAUAUCAUAAUACACGUGUUCGUGUAACAUCUUGCCAUUCGCGUUAUGAUCGAAAAAGGAUCGUUCACGAACGUAUCGUGAUUCAAUUAGUCGUUUCUUGAUUAAAAAAUAUAUGCAACUACUUACUCGUACCUGUUUCAUCUUGAGAGAUCUUAGCAUGUAAGUUACAGAAAACAAAAAUUAUUUAUAUAUUUUGUUUCAAUUUUAAAAAUCAGCGCUUACUGCAUUUAGCAAUAUAGCGAGCAAUAUAGCGAGCAAUAUAAAAGAUCGAGUUAUAUUUUCUUUCUACGUUGAACCUGAUAGCUUACUAUUUACUAUAAAACGGGGCAGUGCAAUAUGACAAACGCGAUACAAAGAGUCGAAUGUGUUAUAAAAUACCAUUUUUAUGUUCAUGUUUUAGAAAAAUAUUAUACGCUAUACGUGCAUAUUUACAAUAUAAACUUUUGCACUAUGUAUUGCUAAUAAAAUCUUCAUCUAUCUUACGGAA
Messenger RNA from Pogonomyrmex barbatus (red harvester ant), 4128 nucleotides. RefSeq lists its product as uncharacterized. The record is from RefSeq and is a predicted model, not a curated record. NCBI's taxonomy places the organism in Eukaryota, Metazoa, Arthropoda, Insecta, Hymenoptera, Formicidae.